AUGAGUGAGCCCAGAUAUGAAGACUCAGCCAUUGCAGGCGAAAAGCUCAAUAUGAGUACGGAUGUUACUCAAUCAAAAGUAGAAAGUCAUGUCACCGAGAUUGAUGACGAAGAUGGUCGAGAUCCUCGAAAAUGGAGGCCAAGAAAGAAGUUUCUUGUGUUUAUCGCACUCAUGUCAAGCUCUAUAUUGGCUGAUGGGGGAAUGACUUGGGGCGCAACUUUGAUCGUGCCUCAAGCAUUGGAGUGGGGGGUCAGCGUUGAUCAUUCCGCGACCAGUAUGAACUACGGCAUCUUGUUACAGGGCGUUGGUGGUCUGAUAGCCAUACCAUUGAUAGAGGCAUAUGGACGUCUCCCGGUGUGGUUGUGGCCGCAGUUCAUCACCACGUUCAUGGUUCUUGGAGCGACUUUGUCCAAUAACUAUAGCACCUUCACUGCCUUUCGCUCUCUCCAGGGUUUCUUUGGUACAAUCCCACAAGUUGUUGGUUUGCCGAUCAUUCAUGACAUUUAUGAGCAGAAGGGCCCUGCCCUGGCCGGAUAUAUCGGUGCCGGCAGCAAUUGGAAGGUCUCGUUUGGUAUUCUGACGGCCUUCUAUGCGCUGUCGACGAUCCUGAUCUUUCUCUUCGGACGACCUGUCGGGCGCACUCUAGCCUACUGGACCAAGAUCCUUGCCAUAUACAUCUUUAAGCUCCCGCUUCUGCUGACCGGAAUUGCAACAAUGGUCAACUUUUGCUGGCCGAUCGGUAUAACCGUGACUGUUUCCACAUUUGUUGCGCAGCCUCCCUACCUUUUCGAUACAGUCCAGUCGGCAUCACUGCGGUGGGCCCCAAUCAUCGGAGGCUUACUUGGAUAUGCCUUUGGCUAUUGGUUUAAUGGCUGGAUCGAAGAAUCCCAUCAGCAGAAGUGGCGUCCCGAGUACCGACUUCAUGGUGUCUGGUUUGCCGUUGGAGUCAUGGCUUGUGGACUGCUGACAUACGGCAUGACCCUGAAUUACCGUAAAAGUUGGAUCGGUCUCGCCUUUGGCUGGUUAAUGGUUGUGUUUGGCAUGAUCUCGAGUACAGUCUCGAUCACGGCAUACAACCUCGAGAAAUAUCCCGACCAGUCAACAGUAGUCCCAGCCAUCAUCAAUGCCUGGCGUACAGCCAGUGGCUUCUCUGUCGGAUACUUUCAGCCUUCCUGGAUCGUCAAAGACGGGACUGCGGCGGUUUUUGGAACACAGGUAGCGGUAGUCGUUGCGGUUCUGAUCCUCACAAUCACCCCUGUCAUAGUCAUCGAAGGACGGAAAGCUAAACCCACGAUGGGUUAG
Aspergillus udagawae is the source of this 1302-nucleotide messenger RNA. RefSeq names its product putative MFS transporter. The record is from RefSeq and is a predicted model, not a curated record. The transcript is spliced from 8 exons. Gene Ontology annotation, molecular function: transmembrane transporter activity. Lineage: Eukaryota; Fungi; Ascomycota; Eurotiomycetes; Eurotiales; Aspergillaceae. Gene Ontology annotation, biological process: transmembrane transport. Bases 1 to 1302 code for a protein of 433 amino acids.